AUGUUGUCUCGCACCCUCUUGCGUCGUCCCGCGCCGGUGCGCUCGAUGCUGCAGCAACGUUUCGCCUCGUCGUCGUCGUCGUCGUCGUCGUCGUCGACUUCGGCUGCAACGGAGCAGGCCGCGCAAAAGGCCUCGGACGUCGCCGCAAAGGCAAAAUCCGUCGCCGGUCCCGCCAUCGAGAAGGUGCAGCAGGCAUCCGCCAAGGCGCAGGCACUCGUCGGUAACGCCCUUGGUGGUCAGUCACUGGCGUGUCUACCUCGCGAUGCGCGCCGUGACGGUCUGAGCUGACCGAGACCGACGUGUGUUACCUCGCCUCGCUUGUCCCCUCCCCCGAUGGCGAUCGCGCCCAUUCCUAUCCCCGAUCCUGACCCCCCCCCCCCCCCCCGUCAACAGCCUACAAGGAGCCCAUCUUUUACAACGUGAGCCCAAUCAAUUAACGCUACUUGACGGAGAAACGCCGAGCUCACGGCUGUACGACUCUCAAUGCACCAGGCCGCCGUGGCCAAGGAGAUUGUCAAGCAGGUCUACGUCAAGGAGAAGCUUGCUCCCCCUUCUCUAGGCCAAGUCACCUAUGUCUGUGAGUGGCAACAGAAACACUCUACGUAUAUGAUGUGGAUUGUUCACCUGGUUGCUUAUGCGCCGGCCUGCUCCUCCACGCAUCUCUCAGACCAACAAUUCUUCAACUCGGCCCGCGACGUCAACUACUGGCAACAACUGUACAAGUCCGGCGAGUGGAAGAGAUGGGCCAUCUACGCCGUCGAGGCCUACGGCAUUUUCAAGAUUGGGGAAAUGAUUGGUCGAAGGUGAGCGAUGAGCGACACCGAGUACCAGCGUGUCGGGUACCACGUCGGUCAGCCAAUUGACGCAUACACUCUAUUACCUUUCACAGACACGUUGUUGGGUACAAGCUCGAGGGUGAGUUGCACUUGACCAACGAUGUCAGAUCAGUUCACUGACGUGUAUCCUUGAUCCUACCUACAGAGUCGCGCUACUCGGCCUUGACGUAAAUCAGUCCCUGGUUGAAUCAAUGAGCGAUGGGGCCCUUUGGAGGGAUGGCGUAGAUGCUUUGCUGUGUGUAUGAACGUAAAAACAACCCUACCUGGAUGGCUGCCUUCUUCAUCAUUCGCUUCCCAUUUUUGGUUCUCUUGAAUUUCUCACUUCUCGAUAUAAAAGUAGACGUGCGCUUUCUGUGUUCCCCGAGAAUGACUCAACAGCAUUCCUUCCGGGUUCAUAUGAGAGCGGGCCGCCAACGAUCAGAAAGUUGCAAAACGGUGUUGGGUAGUGUAUCUACAAACUCAGGUAGAUUCUUCUACGAUCUCAAUAUCUCGAUCAGGGGCAGGCGCGGCAAACCCGGAGAUCAGAACGGGACUCGGUGGACGAUCCUGCAUCUCCACGUCGCAUGAAUCAAUCGUCGUCGAAGCAGCUGCACUCGUCGUAUCCCCAACAGCGACUUCCACCGUCGAAGCAGUGACGACAUCACUCUUCGUCUCUUUGAUGUUAUCCUUGAUCGGUCCGCGACUAAGCACUUCGAUCGCCGUGCGAGGCACGAUCCUCCCUUCGAACACGACCUUGUCCUUCCCCGCCUCGCCAUCCCUCUCCAAUACCAUUUCUUCCAAACCCGAGCCAUGCAACUCAAACUCGUAUUGUCGCAUUACGAUAGCUUCGGGAAAACGUUGA
Microbotryum saponariae is the source of this 1677-nucleotide messenger RNA. NCBI's taxonomy places the organism in Eukaryota, Fungi, Basidiomycota, Microbotryomycetes, Microbotryales, Microbotryaceae. The record is from the annotation of a GenBank genome assembly.